Messenger RNA from Lacerta agilis (Sand lizard), 810 nucleotides. It is a transcript of the gene LYPLAL1, whose product is annotated as lysophospholipase like 1. Gene Ontology annotation, cellular component: cytoplasm. The coding region runs from base 104 to 781 and encodes 225 amino acids. The record is from RefSeq and is a predicted model, not a curated record. The transcript has 4 exons. Gene Ontology annotation, biological process: protein depalmitoylation. Gene Ontology annotation, molecular function: carboxylic ester hydrolase activity; palmitoyl-(protein) hydrolase activity. Lineage: Eukaryota; Metazoa; Chordata; Lepidosauria; Squamata; Lacertidae.
UGGACGGAGCUGCGCAGCCUACCCACCUUCGCUUUUCCUCCCAGCCGCCUCACCCACAGCGGCAGCCGCGCCUGCGCUUUUACGCAAAGAGCUUCCUCCUCCAAUGGAAGCGUGCGGACUUUCCCUGCGACGCGCCGGCGCUGUGCGCCUUGGCCGCCCCUUUUCUCCGGAGGGUUGGGACGGCUAUGGCGGCUCCGGCGGCGCUGCAGAGGAGCGUGGUGGCCCCAGCGGGGAGACACACGGCUUCCGUCAUCUUCCUCCACGGCUCAGACCAUAUACACCGAUGAGAGGGUCCUUGUCCAACGUGUGGCAUGACAGAUAUAAGAUCUCUAACGAUUGCCCGGAACAUAUUGAAACCAUUGACUCAAUGUGUCAAGCACUUACUAGUUUGAUUGAUGAUGAAGUUAAAAGCGGCAUUGGAAAGAACAGGAUACUCUUGGGUGGUUUUUCAAUGGGAGGAGGCAUGGCAAUGCACUUAGCCUAUAGGUACCACCAAGAUGUAGCUGGAGUGUUUGCUCUUUCGAGCUUCCUCAGUAAGACCUCUGCUGUUUACCAGGCACUGAAGAAAAUUGAAAGGGAGCCACCAGAACUAUUUCAGUGCCAUGGAACUGCUGAUGAACUAGUUCUGUAUUCGUGGGGUGAAGAAACCAACAAGAUGUUAAAAUCCCUGGGAGUAGCGACUACGUUUCUGAGCUUGCCAAACCUUUAUCAUGAACUAAACAAAAGUGAGCUGGACAAACUGCAAGCCUGGAUUUUGAAGAAAUUGCCAGAGCAACCAUGAACAAUAAAUGAAAGUAUAUAUAGAAAAGA